Molecule: messenger RNA, 4671 nt
Organism: Sporothrix brasiliensis 5110
Lineage: Eukaryota; Fungi; Ascomycota; Sordariomycetes; Ophiostomatales; Ophiostomataceae
Exons: 5
Coding region: 1-4671 (1556 amino acids)
Biological process (GO): carbohydrate metabolic process
Molecular function (GO): chitin binding
Source: RefSeq, a predicted model, not a curated record
AUGCCGCCGACCAAUCGCACUUCCCCAAAGCCCCUUUUAACAGGCGUAGCUGCCUUUGUCGGACGUGUGCUCCUGCCUCUCUUGUGUCUCACAGGCCAAUGCCAUGGCGAAGCUACCUCAACCAAUGCUGCCGAUUCGUCUCUGGCUUCGCUCGACCACCUCCUCGAUGGCCUUGAUACGCCUCCACUGAACGGAGGCUUCACCUACCUGCCAGACUUCCACGAAUGCCCUCUGCCUUGCAGUGACUAUGCAAAUGUCUUCAGCUGGGUCCGCUACUGGACCCCUGAUCAACUGCAGAGAUGCAACGAACCUCUCCUGCUCCAGUUCUCCGUGGAGCAGCCGGUAGCAUCCUCAGCAUCAUCGUCGUUCGGAGCGGGCGUGCCUAUCUAUGCUUGUUCUCUCUCGCCAACGGCAGCAGGCAGCUCGACUGCCAGCCCGCCACCAAUCGACAACCCCAAGACAUCCAACGAUCUGAACAAGGACCAGUUGAGCCGUGCAGUUGCAUGUGCCGCACCCAGCUCGCCCUCGUCAUCCCCUAGAGGCAACAUCACAGCCGUACAGAAGCUCGUGGUGUCCUCGGGCGCGUCCUGGAACGGUUCAGGGGACGGAAGUGAUGUUUCUGCCAUGAUGAAGGGUCUGCAGUCUUUCUUUGAGGCGCAAGGCAACUGCGACGAGACUCUUGUCUUUGCGCGCCACAAGCAGACCACCAUGGGCAUGUACGUGGGUGCCAGCUUAGGCAAGGCAGCUACAACUGAUGCUGUGCUCACAUCGCUGUCGAGUCGUUUACAGACAGCCGGUGCCGCAUCGCAGCCACUGGUCGCUCAACUCUGCGGAAACAGCGGCAGCAACAACCGUACAACUGAGCAAACCUUGGGAAUUGCCAUGGACGCCACGGGGGACUUGUCCAUUGUGCAGCAGGCCGUUGCAGCAUGGUCCAAAGGAAACUGCGUCUCAUCUCUGGGUAGCAGUUUGCAACAGGACGCAUCUCCUGUCGAGGCACAUGUGGUCGACCUUUCACCAACACCUCCACGUAUUAACAACACAUUAGCUGUGAGCCGCCGUUUUCUCGGAUCUCGCUAUCUUCGCGGCCGCAGUGCCGACGACGCGGCCGUCAGCGCGGCCACUCCGACGCCGCCCGUCAAGAACUCGGACGGAACGUGCGCAUCGUACGUCAUCCAGAAGACCGACACCUGCUCCAAGUUGGCUACACAGUAUGGCAUCAAUGUCACCGACAUUGAAAAGUGGAACGCCAACAAGACGUGGGCCUGGACGGACUGUGCGGGCAUGAUGUACGGGAACAAUAUGUGUCUCAGCGAGGGCAGGCCCCCCUUGCCACCUCCGCAGCAGGGCGUCGAGUGCGGGCCGACGUUGCCCGGCACCACGCUGCCGACGAACAAGUCCGUGUCCAUGGCUGACCUCAAUCCGUGCCCGCUCAAUGCCUGCUGCAGCAACUGGGGCUUUUGCGGUGUGUUCCCGCAGCACUGCGACAUCCAUAAAGCGCCCGGGAGCGACAGUCCCGGUGCCAAGGACAAGAAGUUCCAGAACACGUGCAUCUCCAACUGCAAUCGGGACAUCAAGCAGAACUCGGGCCCGCCGGAUACCCAGAUGCGCGUCGGCUACUACGAGGCCUUUGGCAUGGACCGACCCUGUCUGAACCUCAAGGCGAAGAACGCCAAUGUCGGCGGUGUGUACACACACAUCCACUGGGCAUUUGCGGCCAUUGAUCCGACCACGCUCAAGCCGGUGAUCAACGACACCGACAAGCAGUGGGCCGACUUCAAGGCUCUGCAGGACGUGAAGCGCAUUGUGUCGUUUGGUGGCUGGUCCUUUUCGACCGACGCCGCGACGUUCGAGGUGAUGCGCAAGGCCAUCCUGGAGAACCGCGACACGUUUGCGGCCAACGUGCUCAGGUUUGUCAAUGACGAAGGCCUUGACGGCGCCGACUUCGACUGGGAAUAUCCUGCCGCGCCAGAUAUUUUUGCCGGAGGCCAGCCGAUCGGACAAAAGGGCGAUGGUCUCGGGUAUCUCAAGUUUUUGAUCACCAUGAAGCAGAAGCUGGGCAAAGACAAGUCGCUGUCGAUCGCGGCGCCGGCAUCCUUUUGGUACCUCAAGCCGUUCCCCAUCGACCGCAUCAGCAGUGCCAUCGAUUACAUUGUCUACAUGACCUACGAUCUGCACGGCCAGUGGGAUUAUGGCAACGCAAACUCUUUCGACUCGUGCACAUCGGGCAAGUGCAUCCGUAGUCACGUCAAUUUGACCGAGACCAAGAACUCCCUGUCCAUCAUCACAAAGGCAGGCGUGGCCAACAACAAGGUCGUCGUCGGCGAAGCUAGCUAUGGUCGCUCAUUCCAUAUGGCCGAGCCUCUCUGCUGGGGCCCAUUGUGCGAAUUCACUGGAUCACGCAACCAGUCGGAUGCCACGCCCGGCCGCUGCACGCAGACGGCUGGGUACAUUGCCAACGCCGAGAUCAAUGAGCUUAUCCGCCAGGGCGCACAGUCAAUUUAUGACGGCUCGUCGGAUACCGAUGUUGUCCUUUACAAUGGCGACUACGUUGCCUACAUGACGCCCACUACACAGGACCGCCGCCGCGACACCUGGAAGGGCCUCAACUUUGCCGGCACGGUCAACUGGGCCGUCGACCUGCAGGCCUUCACCGCGGACGACAUGGACAACGCCUCGGGCGAUCGCGGCAAGCCCGGGUCGGAGGGCUGCAUUGCCGGUGAUGACCUAACAGUCGACACGGGCGACCUGUGCCAAUUUACUUGUGACCUAGGCUUCUGCCCCGAGUCGCUGUGCUACUGCACGGAGCGCGGCAUCUUAGAUCCGCUGCCGGCCGUCAAGAACGGCUCUGCCAAUGAUGUCGUCAUCGCCUGGAAUGAGCAGGGGAUUGACAUCAACAAGAUGUGCAAAUUUGCCUGCACGUACGGCUACUGCCCGGAUGACGUGUGCACUACACCUUUGGAGACCAUGGUCGAGGAUGACAGUGACGAUACGCCCCCAGAGGCUAAUCCGGACGACGACCCACGCGUUGCCAAUGCCAACAAGUGCCUGAUUUACGAGAACGGCGACCACGACGACAGUGUCGCUCCCUGCAAGAUCUACUGCAAACCGCAGCUGGACGCAGCAGCGGCAGCUGGACGGACGAGCAACUACGGCUGCAUUGGCUGCUAUUUGAUCAUGUCGACUCUCAAACUUGUUGUCGACAUUGGUUCCAACAUCUUUACCGGCGGUGCAUUGUCGGCAGGUUUGAACGCUGUGACGACCGCUGCGCAGAUCGUCAACUAUGUGUAUCCAAAUGACCAAGACCCGCAGGGAGCGUUUGACUGGUGGCUGAGUCCCUGCGGCAACACGGACCUUGUGCCUGACGACAUCAAGAAGGCCUUUGGCAUUCUCAGUGAUGUGGCUGACACAGUCACCGGCUUCAAGGGCCCCAAGAACAUUCCCAAGGGAAGCGGCCGUCACGGUGACGAUGGCAACCCCGAAGACCAGUCCAAGCCGCGACCGACGUCCAACGAACCCAAGCCAACCAGCAAACCUACUGACAAGCCGACCGGAAAACCCACAGACAAACCAACGGGCAAGCCGACCGACAAGCCCACGGCUUGCCCGGUGCCGACGAAAAAGGUGCGCCGGGGUAUGGGUAUAGGUGCGGGGCAUGGUGGUGUGCCGCAAACGACGACGCGACCGGAUGGCGCCGUCGAGACGCUCUGGCCGCGUGGUGAGGCCGGGAUAAUGACGGCAGACCAACACGGCGAGUACGAGUCGUACGACAGCGAAUACUACGUGGAUGAGGUCGACUCGAUCAAUGCCUCUUGCAAGAACAACAAGGCCAAAAAGUGCAAGAUCCCCAAGGGCAAAGAUGUGCAACGACUCGGCGCCGGAAAGAACACGCUGCGCAAGCUGUCGUGCGUCAACAACGUCGUCAAAACACAGGAGAUGAUUGUCACAUCUCUUGUCUAUGCGGCGGCCGCCACGAGCAGCGUGGUUGCCAGGAAGUGCGAGGCGGCCUGGACCCAGGCCUGCUACCAUUAUAGGUCGGUUAUCCGCGAGAAUCCGCAGUACGCGACCCUGACCUGCCCCCAGGAGGCGGCGAGCACCAAGCACCGACAGGACGCCGAGGCCACCAAAGUCUGGAGCGACCAGCACAAGGGCAAAGGAUGGCUUGACUCGCAGCACCGCCAGUGGCCCAAAUGCGACCGCGACGAGUACCCGCCCGCGUACCUGCUGAACGACGCCGACCCGGCGUUUGUUAAUAGCGGCCACAACCGCAACGGCCAGCUGGUACGUUUCGUCCCCGGCACGCAGAAUCAGCGCGCCGGCGGCAUGUGGAAGGGCGUCUGCUUCAACGGCCCCGUCAAGGAGCUGUCGGACCGCGAAUUCCAGGACCGCGUCGCGCGCUCGCCGCACACCAACGUCAUCCACGACACGAACCUGGUGCAAACGGAGGCGGCCAUUACCGUCGACCAGCGGCCCGAGUUUACGAUUAACAGCUGGGGUCCGCCAUCGUCGCCCGACGACGGGCUGGGCUCAAACCCGUGCUGGCCGAGUGCGAUUGCGCCGCAGGACCCCGGCUUUGCGCUGUUGACGUACGACAAGUACUACGACACGCACCCAAUGCCGUACAACUACCUGGCUGCAUAUGUUCCGCCGGCCGCGCCGCAGCCUACAUAG